Ostrinia furnacalis (Asian corn borer) is the source of this 474-nucleotide messenger RNA. RefSeq lists its product as uncharacterized. The coding region runs from base 92 to 421 and encodes 109 amino acids. NCBI's taxonomy places the organism in Eukaryota, Metazoa, Arthropoda, Insecta, Lepidoptera, Crambidae. The transcript is spliced from 2 exons. The record is from RefSeq and is a predicted model, not a curated record.
AGAUUUUUUGAUCAUUCCUUGUUUUAAUUUCUAACUGCUACAUACUCCGCAUAAAUAUAUUUUUUUGCUAAUCGAGUAGUAAGAAUUGAAAAUGGAAAACCAAGAAGUUGUAUACAACGAGUAUGGCUAUUGUUCAGACCUGAGCCUAGCUUUGGCUAAGAUUGCAUUUGAAUCACCUAUUUGUCGGAGUGACUUUGUUUACAAAUGGCUCGACGACCACCAGCCUUACUUCUGCACGCCUCUGCCGAAGGUGAUAACCUCAAUAUGCAGCUACUCGUAUGGCCCACCGCAGAUACAUUACUACUACAGCCAACCCUUGACUGUUACGCACGGUUUGAGGAACAUAAAACUUCCUUACAUCGUCCAAGCCCCCUUCAGAAUAUCUCCGAUGAAACCUGUUUCAUCAACAUCAUCAUCAUAAUUUUAGCCACAAGACGUCCACUGCUGAACAUAGGCCUCCCCAAUGAUUUCCAC